ACAAAAAUUCUACUUCAACGCUGCUUCUUCCUCUCUCUCAACCAGCACUCGGUGAUAAAUACACAAUGAUGCUGCAAUUGCGUUCUGCGCCUGGUAUUCACGCCCGGGUUCGAGUACCUGCCGGUGGUUUGUCUGCUGUCAGAUGUGUGCGCUUUCAAUCGUCGAAAUUCAAGCCUUACUACAUCACCACACCCAUCUUCUACGUCAAUGCUUCACCUCAUGUCGGACAUCUGUAUUCGAUGGUUCUUGCGGACACGUUCAAGCGAUGGCAGCAAUUCCGCGGCCGCGAGACAUACAUGCUCACUGGCACGGACGAGCACGGAAUGAAAGUCCAGCAAGUAGCCCAAGAGAAAGGGCAAGACCCCAAGGAGUUUUGCGACGAAGUCUCGGUGACGUUUAAGAACCUUGCGAGCGCCGCGAAUAUCUCAAACGAUCGGUUCAUCAGAACUACGGAUCCUGAUCAUAUCGCGUCUGUGCACAAGUUUUGGAAUAGGUUGGUGGAAAGAGGGUACAUCUACAAAGGAGAGCACAAGGGAUGGUACUGCGUGUCCGACGAGACGUUUUACCCCGAAAAUCUCACGGAAGAGCGUGUCGACCACUCGACAGGCCUUCCCAAGCGGGUUGCGAUCGAGACAGGAAAGACGGUCGAGUGGACCUCUGAAGAAAACUAUUUCUUCGCAAUGUCAAAGAUGAAACAGAGGCUGCUCGGAAUCUACGAGUCUCGCCCAAAAUUUGUCGUGCCGAGACAACGGUUUAAGGAAGUGAAGGCCGAAGUCGCUGAUAGUACGGGCGACCUCAGUAUCUCUCGUCCUUCGUCGCGGUAUACUUGGGGUAUCCGGGUUCCUGGAGAUGACUCUCAGACAAUCUAUGUCUGGCUUGAUGCGCUUGUCAAUUACCUGACCGCGACCGGUUACAGUACUUCAGAGGAGUGCCCGUUGUGGCCUGCCAAUACGCAUGUGAUUGGUAAAGACAUUAUCCGUUUCCAUGCCAUGUACUGGCCCGCGUUCCUUCUCGCCGCUGGGUAUCAGAUUCCAAAGCGGAUCCUCGUGCACGGACACUGGCAGAUGAACGGUGCAAAGAUGUCAAAGUCUGACGGCAACGUCGUCGAUCCUUUCUACAUUCUCAAUCUCUUGGACACCGACGCUGCUCGGUAUUACCUUCUCUCGCACGCCAUCGUCGAUCGUGACUGCUCGUUCUCGACCGAGGCCGCUCUCGAGAGACGACGCACUGAUUUGGUGGGCAAAUAUGGAAAUUUGAUCAGCCGAGUGACGUCCAAGACAUUCUCUCUCGAAAUUGCAGUUUCACAGAUUAUGGAGCAAACAGGCGGCGAUUUCGCUACGUUCCAAGCCUUCGAGCAAACCAAAUAUAUCGGAGGACUGGAGGCCGACUUGAUCACUUCCCUUAACGAACUCUAUGAAAAACUCAUCGUACACAUGCAUUACAAUCACGAUACUCCGAGUGCGUUGAGAGAUAUCUGGGCGGUUUUAGGUGCCGCCAACCGGUACGUUGAUCUGGCGGAGCCGUGGAAAGCUAAGAGUAAGAGAUUAUUAUACCAGACGAUUUUCGUGCUGGGCGAGGUCGGCCGGAUUUCUUCGAUUCUGCUGCAGCCGUUCUUGCCUGAGUAUGCGGCUAGGGGAUUGGAUCAAUUGGGGGUUAGGCCGGAGAGAAGGACUCCGGAGUAUGCGAAGUUCAUGGCUGAUGACUUUUAUGGUAAUGAUGCAAACCGGGGUAAGCAUAUUAUGAAGGUCAUCAGAUGAUCUAGCAGUGAGUAUCGAGGGGAAGGUAAAUAGAACA
Molecule: messenger RNA, 1794 nt
Organism: Myxozyma melibiosi
Lineage: Eukaryota; Fungi; Ascomycota; Lipomycetes; Lipomycetales; Lipomycetaceae
Product: tRNA synthetases class I (M)-domain-containing protein
Exons: 2
Coding region: 66-1757 (563 amino acids)
Biological process (GO): methionyl-tRNA aminoacylation
Molecular function (GO): methionine-tRNA ligase activity; ATP binding
Source: RefSeq, a predicted model, not a curated record